Molecule: messenger RNA, 2316 nt
Organism: Aspergillus luchuensis
Lineage: Eukaryota; Fungi; Ascomycota; Eurotiomycetes; Eurotiales; Aspergillaceae
Gene: optE
Product: small oligopeptide transporter, OPT family
Exons: 12
Coding region: 1-2316 (771 amino acids)
Biological process (GO): transmembrane transport
Molecular function (GO): oligopeptide transmembrane transporter activity
Source: RefSeq, a predicted model, not a curated record
AUGGCUCGCUAUAUGUCAGAAACCUCGCACGAUGCAGACGUUGAGGAAUAUGCAGGGGACCCUACAUUGCGCGACGACGGAAUUUCCAAGAAGCCCGUGGCAAGUGCAGAUGCCCUAGAUAUUGCCCUUGGCGACAGCAGCAAUGUUGAAUAUACUAUCGACUCGGACAAUUCUCCUUACUUGGAAGUGCGAGCCAACGUUCCAAACACCGAUGACCCUACUUUACCAGUCAACACAUUUCGGAUGUGGUUUUUGGGGGUUGUCUUCACCCUCCUUGGUACAGGCGUCAAUCAAUUCUUCUCUAUGCGGUAUCCCAGUGUGACAAUUACUUCAUUGGUGGCGCAGCUGCUUAGUUAUCCAGUGGGAUGUUUCUUUGCCAAAGCCCUGCCUAUUAUGAGGGUGCGCUUGUUUGGGCGCUGGGACUUGGACAUAAAUCCGGACCACCACUUCAAUAUCAAAGAACACGCGGUAAUUACGAUCAUGUCUAACCUCAGUUUCAACCAAUCUUGGGCAAGUGCGAUUAUCCAGGCACAAAAGGUGUAUCUCAAGAUGUCAACACCUGUAGGAUAUCAGAUCUUGCUCUCGCUGUCGAUGCAGUUGUUUGGUCUUGGGCUUGCUGGGCUGUCAUACAGAUACAUCAUUGAGCCGCCUCAAAUGAUUUGGCCUUCGACACUGGCAAACGCAGCCCUUUUUCAAACACUGCACAGUGGAGCGAACCCAAUCGCCGACGGCUGGAAAAUCUCGCGAUACCGGUUUUUCCUUAUUGUCUGCAUUGGAAGUUUCUGCUGGUAUUGGUUUCCUGGAUAUAUUUUUACUGGACUAAGUACUUUUGCCUUCAUUUGCUGGGCAGCUCCUAAUAAUAAGGUCGUCAACAAUCUCUUCGGUAUGACCACGGGUCUGGGAUAUAUGCCCACAACAUUUGAUUGGAGCCAGAUUGCGUAUAACACAUCUCCCUUGACCAUCCCGUACUGGGCGCAGGCCAAUGUCUUCGCGGGUUGGUUUCUGAUAUACGCCGUGGCGGCCCCAAUCCUUUACUAUACCAACACGUGGUAUACAGCGUAUCUCCCUCUCACGAGCUCUGAUGCGUAUGACAAUACGGGAGGUAUUUACGACUCGAGUCGUAUCCUGAACAGCGAAGGAGUCUUUGAUGAGGACAAGUACAAAGCGUAUAGCCCCCUUUUCUUGCCUGUGACCUUCUCCUUGAGUUACGGCGUAGGCUUUGCAGUCCUGACGUGUUUGAUCACGCACGUACUUCUCUAUCAUACGAAGGAUAUCAUUCAGACUUUCCGGGGAGAGAACAAAAAGGAUAUCCAUGCCAGGUUACUUUCCCAGUACCCUGAUGUACCAUGGUGGUGGUACGGUGCCUUGACUGUUAUUAUCGUUGCUCUUGCGAUCAUGACGCAGUAUGUCUGGCAUACGGGGCUUCCCUUCUGGGGCUUGUUUAUCACGUUGGCUCUGGCAGCGAUUUAUGUGAUCCCAGUUGGAACAGUAUAUGCUGUGGCAAACCUUAACAGCAACUGUCUGACCGUUCUGGGAGAGAUCGUAUCCGGCUAUCUGUUGAAAGGAAAGCCACUCGUUCUCUUGAUAUUCAAGUUUUAUGCGUACACUGGGCUGAGCCAAGCCAUGUAUUACGGCGCAGACAUGAAGCUUGGAAUGUACAUGAAGAUCCCGCGGCGAACUCUGUUCGUUGCCCAGCUGGUUGCCUGCAUUCUGGGAACUUUGACGCAGAACGGGGUCCUGCUCUGGAUGCUUGGAAAUGUGCAAGACGUGUGCUCGGAGGACCAAGCGGACAACUUUACCUGUCCGCAGGGUCGGGUCAACUACAACAGUGCCGUUCUAUGGGGAGCUAUCGGACCUACCAGACUAUACAAUAUUGGAAAGAUUUAUUCCGGUCUGCUGCACUUUUUCUGGAUCGGAGCACUGCUUCCUAUCAUCACCUACGCCUUGCGCAAGAAGUACCCCAAGUCCCGGUUCCUGGAUGCUAUCCACUGGCCAAUUUUCUUUGCCGGCACGGGUAACUUGCCUCCUGCAACGGGUAUCAACUAUUCCACGGCGUUUGUAGUCAGUCUGAUUUUCAACAAGAUCAUCAAAGGUCGCAGGCCUCACUGGUGGGCCAAAUACAACUAUGUGCUGUCUGCAGCGUUAGAUUCAGGAGUUGCCGUUGGAGCCAUCGUGAUCUUCUUUGCUUUGACAUUCCCGGGAAUUACCUUCAACUGGUGGGGUAACACCGUCAAUAGUGGGACGGUGGAUAGCAAGGGCACGCCGUGGCUGGAGUUGAAGGGAAAUGAGACUUUUGGGCCGGCGACAUGGUCGUGA